Helianthus annuus (common sunflower) is the source of this 1167-nucleotide messenger RNA. RefSeq names its product LRR receptor-like serine/threonine-protein kinase IOS1. Gene Ontology annotation, biological process: protein phosphorylation. The transcript has 5 exons. The coding region runs from base 1 to 984 and encodes 327 amino acids. The record is from RefSeq and is a predicted model, not a curated record. NCBI's taxonomy places the organism in Eukaryota, Viridiplantae, Streptophyta, Magnoliopsida, Asterales, Asteraceae. Gene Ontology annotation, molecular function: protein kinase activity; ATP binding.
AUGAAUACAGAUUUGACCAUAAAUGCUGAGCUGUUUACACCUAGAAAUCAACAGUUCACAUUUUCUGAGCUGAAGAGUAUUACUAACAACUUCAAGACAAUUAUUGGGAGAGGAGGGUUUGGAACAGUGUACUAUGGGUAUAAUGGUAAUGACCCGGUUGCUGUAAAGAUGCUUACUGAAUCAUCAAGUCAAGGCUAUAAGGAAUUUCAGGCAGAGGUCAAGCUUCUAAUGGAUGUCCGUCGUAAAAACAUAACCUCACUAGUUGGAUACUGCAAUGACAACAACCAAAAGGGGAUUAUCUACGAGUACAUGGCUAAUGGGAGCUUAGAAAUGCAUCUAUUUGAUGGAAGUCCAAAUGUCUUGAGCUGGGAAACAAGGUUACAAAUUGCAUGUGAUGCAGCAGAAGGGCUAGUGUACCUGCAUCAUGGUUGCAAGCCACCGAUCGUCCAUAGAGAUGUGAAACCUUCAAACAUACUAUUGAAUCAAGUUUUCCAAGCAAAACUAGCAGAUUUUGGGAUGUCCAAGGCUUUUGCAACUGAAGAUGCCACCCAUGUAUCAACAGUAGUUGUCGGUACUCGUGGAUACCUUGACCCUGAGUAUUACUUAACUAACUGGUUGACCGAGAAAAGCGACGUGUAUAGUUUUGGAGUAGUACUCUUGGAGUUGAUUACAAGCCGACAAGCGACAUCUGAAGACAUAAACAUGAUUGAACGGGUUAAGUCAAUGGUUGCACAAGGAAAUGUUAAUAAUUUAGUUGACCCUAGGUUAGAGGGGAGGUUUAACAUCAAUACAGCCUGGAAGGUAGUAGAAUUGGCAAUUGCCUGUGUUUCUCACACAUCCAUCAGAAGGCCCACCAUGAACAAUGUGGCUAUGGAGCUCAAGAACUGUUUGCAAGUAGAGAAAGCUUGUGAUGGUAAACCAAAUAAUCAAAGUGGAUACUUAUCCUUUAAUGUGGAAUCUAUGAUCAGUCCAAAGGCAAGAUAGUGAACUCUUGAAACUGUCAAGUGUCAAGUAUUUGGCUCUUCUUUAAAACAGGUUGUGUGUGUAUGUUUGUAUUAACAUAUUCCUCCUUGUAACUUGUAAGUGAUCAAACUAUAAGUCCAGCAUAAACUGUUAAUUGUAAUAGACAUCCUGCAUUAUAAUAAUGUAUAAAAUUGUGUACUUCAA